AUGCCACAGGCGACUCGCGAAGCAGCCGACUACGGGCGAGACGACAGCCCGCGCGAAACUCGUUCACACUCCCGACAAGUGAACGGCAUGCUUGAGGAAAUGGAGCGUCUGGAGAGAAACGACCAAUCGCUGCGACACGACCUUUCGAUGAUGAAGCGGCGACUCAAUGAUGCGCAGAGGGAAACUCAGAACAUGAAGACGAAACUCGCAGCUGAGCAGACUAGGACCGCAAAGUUCGAAGAGCAGGCGAGAGCAUUCAAGAAACUGAUAUCUGCAAACUCUGAAGUGAGUGGAUUGGUAUCAGAUGAUGUCAUCACCGGGAAGUUCGAACAAAUCUUUUACGGCAUGCAAGACUUCGUCGUGAGCACAUUCCCGGGCGUCAAGUUUGAUUACGAGCAACUCCCCGAUCGUCUCAAGCACAACAUAAGGCAGUUCCUUCCAACCGCGCGAACGCUUCCGAAGUCUCAAUGGCUAAACGUCGCCACCAGUAUCAUCGCUCAGGUGAUGCUGUCAUACUUCGAACCGGGCAACCAUUUCGGAGAGAGCGAGGACGGCAAUUUCGAAGCCGCUAGUUUAUUAGCAAGCGAUGCAUUUGGUGUGCAUAAUGCCAGCGGUCAAACAGCUAGUGUCCCUGAGAACAGGAAGUGGCUCGUUGAGACACGCAAAUUGCUCGCUGCUUAUGAUGCAGAUGCGCUUCAACAGGCCGACAAAUCGCUCACAUGCGAAAUGGUGGAGAGCGCACACAACAACCUAUGUGAUGCUAUGGAUGUGGUUUGGCAGAAGGAUUCGGUCGUGACGCUCCUCAAGGUGUUCACGGAUGCUCAGGAGUUGCAUCGAUUGUUGCUGGCACAACAAGCUGAGUACAUCGUGGAGAUGAGACCCGCGAUGGUCAAUGGGAAGGCCGUGACCUUCGAAAUCAGCUCGAUGAAAGACGUUACUGGUAUGGGGGAUGAUUCUGACCUGGCCGACAACGGACUGGUACUGUCUAUGUUCCCCGCGAUAUACAAGAUUGACCAUUCACAGGCCAAGACGUUGGACAAAGCCGUCGUUGUAGCCAAGGCUCGAGUUGUCACCAGCAAGACACAGUCCUAA
Molecule: messenger RNA, 1092 nt
Organism: Saxophila tyrrhenica
Lineage: Eukaryota; Fungi; Ascomycota; Dothideomycetes; Mycosphaerellales; Extremaceae
Exons: 4
Coding region: 1-1092 (363 amino acids)
Source: RefSeq, a predicted model, not a curated record